Messenger RNA from Branchiostoma floridae (Florida lancelet), 6013 nucleotides. RefSeq names its product growth factor receptor-bound protein 14-like. The record is from RefSeq and is a predicted model, not a curated record. Bases 374 to 2452 code for a protein of 692 amino acids. The transcript has 21 exons. Gene Ontology annotation, biological process: signal transduction. Lineage: Eukaryota; Metazoa; Chordata; Leptocardii; Amphioxiformes; Branchiostomatidae.
UAUAUAACGGUUUGUCCCGAUGGCCUUUGGCCGACCGCUGUGCAGCGAUCCGUGGUGCAGAGGGCAACGGGAGAAAGCUGCGGUUUCAGCGGGGUUUUCUCCGCGCUUUUCUGGGGGUGUGCCUCCGUGCAGACGCCGGGAAUCUUGCAGCAGGACAUCGGGCGGUGCAGCCCGCACGCGUUUCAGGCUUUGCGUAUCACACAGCUCAGCUUGAGGAAGGAAAUUAGCGACACGUCUGCGUAAAACCGGCCUGAAGCCAGCCAAUUACAGCGCUCCUUGUAUAGACACUUUCAUCAGGGUUCACAGGAACAGCCCUAUGGUUUGAGCAGAAGGAUAUUUGGGAAGACAGUAGUUUCGCACAUCCUGUGUUGCUAUGGCAACCUCGGAAACCCGUCGACCAAACAUGAUGCGGCACGCAGGGUUGGGGUUCCUUGGUGACAUCCCGCUGCAGGAAACGCAGGUCACAGCUCUAACGCACCAAGAUGAUGAUGUUGACCUUGAUGCGCUGAUUCGAGACAUGAGCUUCGAGGCGAGAGAGCACGUCAUGGACAAACAACCUGCUGAUGAGGAACACACACCACUGUUAGCAACGGACAGAGACACGCCUAGCAACAGCUUCAUGUCACAGAGUAGACCAUCCAGGCCGGUCCAUAUCAACCUGAACAACAGCCACUCGCCCAACCACAGGGUUUCGGGCUCUCCCAUCAGUUCUCCCUGUACGCCAAACCCGUUUCCCGACAUCCCUGUCUCCGCCAGUCCAACGACGUGGAUGAUCAGUCCCAGAGCUGCCUCCGCUCCCAAGAAAGACACAGGCUCCUCCGUGAUAAAGAGACCCACAGAAACCACGAGCCCCAUGUUGCCUCAGCGCAGAGACGAGUACAGAGACUACAGGGAGAUGAAAAGGGUGAGCAUCAAGAUACACAAAUGUGACGGCACGAGCAAGGCGGUGGACGUUGGCGAGCAGAUGACAGCGAGAGAGGUUUGCAGCGAGGUGGCCCUCCGAUGUCGCAGCUCAGACGAGAGAAACUGUGUUCUGAUGGAGCACAUUGUGCCUCUUGGCCUCGAGAGAAAUUUGGAGGACCAUGAGAGGGUACUACAGGUGUGUAACUCCUGGGGCAGGGACAGUAGCAACAAGCUCGUCUUCAAGAAAGACUUCAGAAAAUACGAAGUCUUCUGCAAUCCAUCGCAAUUCUUCCCUGAGGACAUGCUGACCAACUUUGAUGAAAUUGGGUCUCAUUCAGAAAAGGCAGAGAUGGCAAGAAACAUGCAGCUUUUAAACUUGUUAGGAACACCAGGAAGUGUACCCAACCUGCAGGGGUGGCUGCACAUCCGAGACGCCCACAAGAAAAGCUGGAAGAAAGUCAUGGUUGUCAUAAAGGGGUCCGGCCUCUACUACUCCACAAAAGGCAAUUCCAUGGAGCCGCGCCACUUGCACUGCUACAGCGCAUACUCCGACUGUGACAUCUACACAGCCACGCAGGGGAAGAAGGUCUUUGGGGCACCGACAGAAUUCUGUUUCUGCAUCAAGCCCUCCAAACUGAAUGUGGAAAAGCAUGACAUCAAGUGUUUGUGUGCAGAAGACGAGAGAACAAGACAGUGCUGGCUGACAGCCUUCAGAAUAUCAAAGCAUGGACAGCUGCUGUAUAAGAACUGGGAGUUAUCGAAGAAAUCCUGGAAGUUUUCAGACGAAGGCUGUCCUAGUCCCAUCAUCUCACCGCGUUCCCCUGAGCACGUCUGGAGACCUAGUCGUUGCACCUUACCCCAGGAGUGGAACCUGGGCAGCUAUCGCCAGCGCAUGUUGAUGCAGGAAAGCCAGGCCAAGGAAGAAUGGGCGAGAAGUCCGCAGGGUCCGGGUGGAAAGAACCGUGUGGCGAUGGACUUCACGGGAUACCGCGGUCGGGUCAUCGCUAACCCUAACGAGGCGGUGGCUGUAGCCGUGGAGGAGGGGCAAUCGUGGAGGAAAAGACACUCCAGUGGUUCCAGAGCCCUGGUUGGGAGUCCCAGGAACAGUCCGUUGCUGUCACCACGGUCUUCCAGAUUUAUAUCUCCUCAAGGUGUUCAUCAGACUCAGCCUUGGUUUCAUCAUGGGAUCAACAGGGAGGAGGCCAACAACAUGAUGCACAUGCAGGGCAUGGUGGACGGGUUGUACUUGGUGCGAGAGAGUCAGACCUUCCCUGGGACGUUCGUUCUCACAUUCUGCCAUGACCAGAGAGUAAAACACUACCAGAUCCAGCCUAAUGUAAUUGAUGACAAAACAUUCUACUCGCUCGACGAGGGUGAGACCAAGUUCGGAGACCUGGUGCAGUUGGUGGAGUUCUACCAGAUCAACCGGGGGGCGCUGCCGCACAGCCUGACGCACCCCUGCACCGGCGCCGGGCUGCGGUGGCGAGAGGACGAUGAAGACUACGGGCUCAUGUCGUUCCCAAUGGCCAAAUCCGCGCCGGCGACGUGACACCAACGUUUUUUUUAUGUCGUAAUUCUUUUUCCUUGACCAAAUGUCAUCGAGUUGCUUCAAGAUGCAUCUCAGAUGGAUGAUUCUGUGGAGCAGGAUGAUUGAAGUCUGUUGCCAUGGCAACUAACACUGCUGAUUUCACCAGCAGAUGCUAUCAGGGACGGUUGGAUGUUGGCUGGACAAUCUGUAGAGGGAUGGAUCGUCUUUUAUGAUUAACGAAUCUCGUUAAAGCCGCAGAGAUGUUUUUAUUAUUCUGGGAUGUUUUUAAAGGAAGAAAUAUAUUGCUAAGUGGUCUCAGGAGGAGGUAUGUGUCUUAACAUAUAGAUAUCCUGACCACUGUUGGCCAUUAAGGAAGGAUUUUGUCACAUUUUGUCUUAUUUUUCUUCUUACAAGAGCCAGGCAACCUAAUCUAGGUAGCCUGUGUUAUACCUGUAGAUUACAAUUGUAAAAGUUUUAUCCAUUUUCACAACUGCUGCCAAACGUAAGGAAUAUUUCUCAAGCAGCUGAUCAAAUUUGCAUGUACUGAGUAAAUGCUACAUGUUUUUUCUUUUAGUUUUCUGACAGAUAAAUGAAUUCUUUGUUGUUGGUUUUUAGAUCCAGAAAACUUUGGGCUCUAGAAACGUGACAAACAUUGUACAGUAACACUGUAUUACGGAGAUCAGAUUAAUUGAAUUUUGAGGCUUACUACUUACAUGCACGGUAAGCUACAUAGACUUUUUGUAAUGGUCUUUCUUUUAAAAGGUUCUUUCCAUUUUUCUUGCAGGAAUUUUUUUCUGAUAUCCUAAAAAUAAUAAUGAAACUUGUCCUGAAAGCUUCUCCUUUUUUGAUAUUUUUUUUGAAAAGCAUUUAUGACUAAUUUUGAUUCUCCAAAAUAUGAUUUAAUGGAACUCACUUCUCAGAAUGUAUUGAAAAUUGCUGCAAUAGUUUGAUGUUAUGAAAAUUCUCAAUUUUUUUCCAGUUUAGUUAUUUUUUAUGUCUAAUGACGACUUACUUGAAAUGAUUUUUCUUGAAAAUGUGUUGUGAGAUAAAUUGAGUUGUAGAAAACGCAACAAUUUUUAUUGCACGAAACUUGUUAGUUUGUCAAUGUGAAGAGAUGAUACUUGUAUCUUACACUGUGAAUAUAUAUUAGGUAACGAUCCACACGGUACUUGUGUAAAAACAUGCAUGUAACUUGUGCAAAGUCGCAUGGCAGCUUGUCUUUAGUACACUCAGUUAACUUAACUACUUUCUUGCAGCUAAUAUUGUCAUAAGACAAAUAUAUUAUAGUAACAUAUUCCUUUUGGCAAAUCUCUCUAAUAACGUAACUAUGAAAUAUCUCACUGCCAAUUGUUCUAUCAAAAUGUUAAAACCUUAUUUAAUGGUAUGAGACAGUCAUAUUUUAUCUUGAUGUUAAUCUAUAGUGACUACUCUUGCAAGGGCUAACAAUGACAACUUGUACCAUUCUAUCGUCAUAAACAUAUUUUGUUCACAGAAAAGUGGGGGUCUUGCUGAGCGUUAAGGGACUUCUGUUUUUUAAGGUAGAAUAUGAAAUUAGUUGCAUGUAAAUCUGUAAAAGAUAUACCGAUGAAGGGCUCAAAAAUCUAUGACAAAAAUUCCUUCUAGAAGCUAGAAAGAUAUGAUGCAAGAUCCCCCCACAAAAAAAUUGUGACCAAUCAGAAAAGUUGUCUCAUUCCAUUUUUUCAAAUCCCAAACAGGUAAUAACAGCACAGAUCAUUUGUCAGAAGUAUGAAACAGGGUAAGCUGAUUGGUAGAACUGAGAGAAGGUUAUAUUCUAAUGCUUUCUUCACAGAGAAUCAAGGAAAUCCUCACUAGAAUUUGCUCAGCAUAACUUUCAUUAUGCUAUACAUGUACUCAUAAAUAUAGCGCUAACAACAAUAAUAUACAUAAACAAUUUGAACACUCUUUCAGUACAUUACUACAGUGUAGUUUGAAAAUCGUCCUUAUUGUAAAUUAGUUCUUCGCAAUAUCUGAAAAAUUGCUCUGAUCAAGGAACUGUUGUCAGUCAAGUUCUAACAACUUAACGCCUUAUUUCCUCACUGGUUACUGUUGAAGUAGGAAACAUUUUGUCAUUAUUCUUAUUUUAUUCCAUAGAAUCAAUGCAAACUUAAGUUUAGCCAAGGAAACACUGACACUUUUAAGUGUCAACAGAGCCGUUAUAUUUUAGUGCAUUACUGAUGUUUUGUGAGUAUAGGCUGCACUUCGUCCAACAACAUUUUAAAUCAGAACAUUUCUUACACUUGUGAACGAAUCAAUGGUACCAGUUAAUAGGACACUUAAAACUUAUGUCUUCUUUUAAGGUAAGAAACAACUUUUGUCCUUAAUUGCAGAACCAGUGUGUCAAAUAUAUACACAUGUUUACAUUACUUAGAUAUCAACUGUGAAUAUUUUCAAAGGAAAGCAAAAGAUUGUCAGCUAAGGGUUAGCCUGAGACCCAGCCACAUUAGGAUGGUUUGAGUUGACUGCAGCCAAACAUGGCUGGAUCUCAGACUAGUUAUAAGUGGCCCUCCUUAUGUACAAUGCAUCACAUUGUGAUGGUUUAAUGUGAAUAAUAAGAUGGUAACAGAAUGCUGCUUAAGUAGAUUGCUAAGGAUGUGUUUUAGAUCACUUGGACUAUGGAGGUAAUAUAUGGGUAUACAGCACAAGUCAGCAAUUGCACAACAAAUUAUUGCACACUUCUGUUAAUUGCACAGAAUCUCAAAAUCCCAAACUGAUGCGAUCCAUUGUUGCACCACACUGAUAAUUGCAUGAAACACGCUGGCAGAUGCGGUGUGCAAUUAAACGGCUUCUACUGUAAUAACCUGCUUAGACCUGUGGUGGUAUUUGUAGACUGGGAGAGCUGAAUUUGUCAAAUCCUGCAUGUUCAUACCCUCCAAACAGAGUUGUGGGAGAAGAUUGUUACCCUCCUGUGAUUGGUACCUGCUUCCUGACAGGCUUUCUUUCAAAUGAGUUUACUGUCAGAAAGUGGGUACCAAUCAGAAUUAGGUAACUGUGUUUUCCUUCAACAUCUUCUUGGAGAGUAGCUAAGAUUAUGGCCAGGGACAAAGGUAAUACCAUCUAGCACACAACCUGUACAAGUGUGCAUGCAUGUUUCCCAUUGCUGGAAAGGCCUUUUUUUGCUUGAUCGCUUGUUCGUCUCUAGCGGGGAGUAAGUUUGAAUGGUCCAGUAUUGAUGAGGGCUAGAAAGAAAUCAGCACAAGUGUCAGAUGACCCGAAGAUUGUAUAAAGUACCUCUUGUAAAUAGUUGUACAUGUUUUUGCUUGCUGUAGAGCGUUGAGCUACAAACGACAGGACUGAAUGAUACUAAAAGCAAUAUUGACACAGUAAGUAGGAAGUUUAAAUCAGUCAGCUUCGAAUAUGAAUGUGUAUGAGAACAGAGUCUAUUUUCUUUGUAGGAAAAAGGUUGGAAAAUGUGCAGGAUAUUUGUGUGCAUAAUUUGCAUUCACUAUGGAAGUGGUGCAUUGAAUGAUGUUGGAGGAACUUGUGGAAGUGGGUUUCUGACCCAGUGUAGUAUCAUUAAUGGUUCAUCCCCCUUCUUAAUAAAAUCAGUGAUGUUAAACCUUG